UAAAAUUUUAAUUUUUUUUCAUUUUUGAUUGACAAUUUGUCAAUUCAAAACAACAAAAAAUUCUACACUGUUUUUCACAGCUGUUAUAUGAUAAAUUUCGGGUUUUCAAUCUAACCAUUCUGAUCUAUCUUGAAAUUAAUUUAAAAUUUUUUGACUUCUGUUGAUUUAUUUUAUUCGAAAACGAUGGCAUCAUUAAUCAAAAAUCAAAUUCUUAAACAUUUAUCCAAAUUUACAAAAAAUCUAUCACCAGAUAAAUUACAAUUAAGUGCAAUAAAAGGUUCAUGUGAAGUAACCAAUAUUGAAUUGGAUGAAAAUAUUUUAAUGCAAUUAUUAGAAUUACCUGUUUGGAUGUCAUUAACACGUGCCUAUUGUAAUUAUGCAUCGAUAAAGAUACAAUGGAUGAAAUUGAAAACUAUACCAAUAUUUAUAUUACUUGAUGAAGUAAUUAUCGAUGUUUGUACAUGUGAUGAUUAUCGUAAUGAUAAUAAUACUGAUGGUAAUAAUGGAUCAACAAGAUUUUCAUCAUUAAAUCAAGAUAUGGGUAGCUAUGGUUUUACACAAAAAGUUAUCGAUGGUAUUACAUUAUCGAUAAAUUCCGUUUUAAUACAAUUAACAUCGAAAAUUUUUAGUGCUUCGUUUGAGCUUACACGAAUCCAGAUUGAAAGUCGAAAUUGUUUAUGGAAAAAAGUUAAUGAUUUAUCUAAAACACGUAUACGUGAUCAACAACGUGGAAAAGUAUUGAUAUUCAAACAUAUUGAAUGGCAAACAUUACGUUUUGUUGCACAAUCUGAAUCCAAACAGGCUAUCGGACAGGCACCAUUACGUUUGAUUGCAAACCAGGCAUCAUGUAGAAUAUCAUUGAAAAAACGAUUGUCAGAUUGUUCGGUUGAAGCAGCCCGAAUAAUGUUAAUAUUUGAUGAUCUUUUAUGGGUUUUAACUGAUUCACAAUUACUUUCGGCAUUACAUUUUGCCGAUUAUCUUGGCGAUCUGAUUAAACGUGCACCAAGAACAAAAAAAUUUGAUAAUUCACCAACUGCGGCAAACGAAAUACCAAAUGGAACAUCAACAUCGACAUCGAUGAUGGGAAUGAAUAAAAAUAAAAUGAUGGAUUGGAUGACCAAUUCGAAUAAUUUGAAUAAUGUUGGUCAAAAAUCAAUGGCUAUGAAUCUAUCAAAUUCAAUUAGUUUAUUAUUUAAUCAAUAUGAUUUGCAUGAAACAUCACAUCAUAUUAUUAUUCGUCGAAUUGAAGUACAUUUAAUGGAUGAUCUUGGUCCACAAAGUGAACGUUCACAAUGUCCCGAAUUAAAAGAUGGUGGUGCAUUACAAAUGUCAUUUCAUCGUUUAUUUAUUGAUCUUUAUCCAUAUCAUCGAUGUUUUCAACAAAAAUCAUCAUCAACGACAACGACAUUGACUGAUGAUCGUUCACAUUGGUUUCGUUAUUCGGAUCCAUCACCACAACGUUCAGCAUUUAUAACACAUAAAUUGAAUGCAUUUUUUCGUCGUCAACAAUCGGCAUUUAAACGUGAAGGUUCACGUUUUGAUAUUGAAUCACUUAAACAACAUUUAAUUUCACAAGUUCUUAUCAUUCGACUUAGUGAUUAUUCAAUUGGUCAUGUAUCGACAAAUUCGACUGCAUCAUCAUCCGCCGCUGCUUCAAGAAAUAAUCCAACCGCAUCAGAUCCAUCAAAAUUAAUUUACUUUGAUAAUUCAUCACCAUUACCUGGGAAUAUACCGGCAAUCUAUCUGGAAAUGAAUAAUUAUUUUUUCUGUGAACCAUUUGAUCGGCUGAAUUUUUCAUUACCCGAAAGGAAUAUUUUUGUUUUGAUUGCACCGGUUCGUGUUUGUUUUGAUCCAUUAACAAUAUUAUGGAUAAAUUCAUUUUUUGCCAAUCUACAUAAUGCAUUAAUCAAACUACAGCAAGCAUUUCCUGUUGACAAGAAUCAAAAUUCUGAUCGACCAAAUAUUCGUUUAGAAUGUUUAAUGCCAACAAUCAGUAUACGAUUAUCGAAUGCUGAUCAAUUAAAUAUCGGUGGUUAUAAUUGUUUGGAAUUGAAAAUAUCAAAAAUUAUCUUAUAUAAUUGUGAUUCAUUUAUUAGCCGAGAAUAUUUUCGUAAAUUAGAUGAUCUUAUGAAACAAUUUACUGGUAAUAUUGAUUUUUAUUAUGAACAUUUAAAUUAUCCAUGGCUUGGUUGUGAUCUUCAAUCAAUAUCAUCCGGAUUUCGUGAAAAAAUUGACCGGUUAUUUUUAUCUAAUAAUGAUAAUAAUGGAAUGAAUUUGGAUUUGGAUUUUUUUGUCAUCAAUAUUGAACCAAUUUGGAUUGAUAUAAAAUCCACCCGUAUGGAUGAAUGUAAAACUUUAUUGGAUCCGGUGAAUAUUUCGCUGUGGAUUGAUUUGGCUGAUCAAGAUGAUAAUCAGCUAAAUCUAAAUGGCAAUAAAGCAAACAACAAUAAUUUAGAUGUAAAUAUUUUGGCUAAAAUUGCUGAACCAAUUUGUUUACAACUAACACAUGAUCAAUUUAUGUUUCUUAUACGUUUGAUUGAAAUGUUUGGUGAAUUUACAUCCACUUUAAAUUAUGAUACAUAUAUGAUACAAAGAUUACAACAGCAAAAAACAUUGAUUGGUGAAAAUUAUAAUAUUGAUGGGCAGCAACCAAGACAAGAACAGCAUCAACCGUAUACAACAUUUGAUAUGGAAGAGAAAAUUAUCCGGACAAUAUUUAAAAAUACAUCGAUUGUAACACAUUUACCUGAAGUGAAUAUAUUUCUUUUAUUGAAACAAACGGAUGAAGAAAUUUUUGAUGAUGGUGAGGAUAAUGGUGAAAUAAUCGAUAAUAAUCAUCCGGCAUCAUUAAUUGAUUGUCAACAACAGUCAAAUGAUCAACAAAAUGAAAUUGAAAAUAAUGAGAUUAAUAAAUCGAAUGACAAUUUGGAAACUAAUCAACCAAUCGAAUCGAAUGAUAAUCAUGAAACAUCAUUCAUAAUGAUGCCUAAAUCAUCAUCAUCUGAUUUAAAUGGUAGUUCAAUAAUCAAAUCAUCAUCAUCAUCAUCAACAAUAAUGGAUUCAACAAAAUUUACCAAUUUUCCGAAUCUACCAAAAAAGAAUAGCUUUCCAUCAUUUAUUGAUAGUUCAAAUAUUCGUAUACAUUAUGCUAUAGCCGAUAAUGAUGAUACAUUAUCAACAAUAAGUGAUUAUUCUGCUGAUGAUAGUGAUCAACAAUCAAUGAUUGCAAUGAUUAAUGCUAAUGGUAGUAUUUGUGGUGAUGGUAGUGAUGUUGAUUUAUUGGAUGAUAUUCUUAAUGAAUCAGCACCUGUUGAAGAAGCUGUUGAUAUACUUGAAAAUCUUAAUGAUUUUACUAUCGAUAAUAAUAAUGAUGAUAAUGAUGAAUCGACUAAUCAAACCAGUACAAUGAAUGAUAAUUCAUCACCAUCAACAUCUUUGAAUCAUCAAAUGAAGAAAAAAUGUUUGAAAAAUAAAAAACAUCAAACUAUAAUUGAUGCAUUACAAAUCCGUAUGAAAAAUAUUAAUCUAAUACAACAAUCAUCAAAAGGUUUUCUAUCACAAGUUUUUAUUGAUUGUCAAUUGGAUGAAUUGAAUGAAUUACGAUCAAUAACUAAAGAUGAUUAUUUGAAUCGAUAUAAAAAUCGAACCAAAUCAACAAAUGUUACCAUUAACAAUGGUAAUGGUAAUGAUAAUGAUGAUCAACAUCAAACAAAAAACAAUCAGAUUACCAUACGUAUUGAUUCAUAUAGUAAAGGAUUAUCGAUAAAAGAUGAAUUAAUCAGUGUUUAUGUUAAAGAUUUAUCCGAAUCAUUGAAUAAAGAAACAAUCGAUUUAAUUGUUGAUUUUUUUAAUGAUAAUAUUACGGAAAAUGUUGCACCAUUAUCAAUAUUAAUGGAAAAUGUUCAAUUUUGUAUUGUUGAUCAUUCAGUACGUGUACCACCAAUAUUAUUCACUAUACCACAAAUGUCAAUCAAUCGUAAUCGUGAAAAUAAAUGGAUUGUUGAAACAUUGAAAAUGUCUAAAGAUAUUCCAUCGACAAAUCGAUUAUUAUUACAACAUCGAAAAAUAUUUGAAAGAAAUUUGAUUGUCGAUAUUGUUGAAUUGGUACGUGAACAAGAUCGGCUAUUAUCGCCAUUACCAUCAUCGAAAUUACCUGAUAAUAACGACGAUGAUACACAAGAAAUAAUGAAACAAAUUUUAAAUCAAAAAGAAUUACUAUUAGCCGAAAUUGAAUUAUUAAGAAAAGAAAAUGAACAAUUGAAGAAAAUUGCUGAUAAUAAUAACCAUCAUCAGCACCAACAACAGGUGAAUAGAGUCACAGCACAAACCAAAAAAAAUUAGAUAGAAAACAACAAUGAUCAAUAGAUCCUGUGAUAUUUAUAU
Molecule: messenger RNA, 4383 nt
Organism: Dermatophagoides pteronyssinus (European house dust mite)
Lineage: Eukaryota; Metazoa; Arthropoda; Arachnida; Sarcoptiformes; Pyroglyphidae
Source: RefSeq, a predicted model, not a curated record